AUGCCUCUGGAGGUGCUUGUGGAGUUGCAGAUCCGGGCGGUUUCUUGCCCAGGGGUAUUCCUGCCAAGCAAGCAAGAUGUGUACCUUGGGAUUUACUUUCUGAAUCGGUACCUGGAGACAGACUGCUUCCCCCCUGUGUUUCCUAUCAUGAUUCAUCAGAACAUGAGGUUUGAAAAGGUAUUUAAAAAUGCAAUAGACCCUGGAGCAGUGGCAGACAUUUUAGAAGUGUGGGAGAAGUUGGCCUACUAUGAAGAAAACACAAGGGAUUUUCUUUUCCCGGAGCCCAAGCUGACCCCCUCACACCCCAGCUUGUAUCGGGAGGUGCUCAUGAGGACGACUGUAGGCUUUCCGGGCAUUGCUCCCAAAUUAGAGUUUUCUACAAGGACAGCCAUCAGAGAACGUGUGUGUCUGUAUAGAAACAGAUUUCCUGAAGACAGACAUAAACCACAGAGGCCCUUAUUUAUGUCACCGGGACCAGUUUCCCCCCUAAACAGCAUAAAGAUCAAACCCAGGGGAAGUCAUCUGGACAGGACGUCCAGACAACUCCAGUCCCGGUCGCCCUCCCCGCUCCCCACCAGGCCUCUCUUCCAGGACCAGCCAACGCACUUGAACUUUGGAAAUCGUUACAAAAUUGCCAGAGAAAUCAAACCUCCAUUUGUAGUUAGACACGUGGACAGUGCCAAGCCUUUUGGUGAGGCAACUUCAGAGCAUCGUCCCCGAAAAUCUAGAAGAAAGUGCAAGUUGUCAAACUUUCCAUUUCCAAUGCGAAGAGCUUCUUCUCUUGACAGGCUUGCAGCUAACGUCAAGGUUAUCAAAGAGCCAGAUGAGCGGAUUGUCAUCAGGAAUGACCCCCCAUCACCCCGAGAUUCAAGUAAGUUUGGAAAGUCCUUGCCCAGUUCCAGAAACCCAGGGGAUGCUGAUUUCCACCGGGAAACUUCACUGGCCACCUCUCGGCACUCCAGGUCCCCCAGCCCGCUUCUCCAAGACAGCUUUCACUCCACGUGGAAGAAGAUCCAUGAGCGAGUUUGCAGUCUUCUGACAUUCCACGGAGUUCAGCAGCCAAACCCAACCCAGGAAGAUUCGACCUCUGAAGUAAAUUCUCACCUUCAUAGGCAAGCCUAUCCCCUGAAGAAAUACCCACUACAUAAGAAGAGCUAUUUUAAGUCACUGUCUUUUGCAGAGGUCAACAGUUGCACCUUUGAUGGUGGACUGUACGCUUUUAAGACCGCAGUCACCUCUCACCAACGUAGGAUGUAG
Chrysochloris asiatica (Cape golden mole) is the source of this 1257-nucleotide messenger RNA. It is a transcript of the gene SPATA6L, whose product is annotated as spermatogenesis associated 6-like. Gene Ontology annotation, molecular function: myosin light chain binding. The record is from RefSeq and is a predicted model, not a curated record. Gene Ontology annotation, biological process: spermatogenesis. The coding region runs from base 1 to 1257 and encodes 418 amino acids. Lineage: Eukaryota; Metazoa; Chordata; Mammalia; Afrosoricida; Chrysochloridae. The transcript has 12 exons.